Didymodactylos carnosus is the source of this 1002-nucleotide messenger RNA. Lineage: Eukaryota; Metazoa; Rotifera; Eurotatoria; Philodinida; Philodinidae. The record is from the annotation of a GenBank genome assembly.
AUGUCACCCUUGAUUGGUGAACGCUAUUAUUGUAAAACAUGUGAUAAUUAUGAUUUAUGCACUCGAUGUCAACAAAAAGGACAUGAACAUGAAUUAAUGCUAGUACCACAACUAAAUGAGGACGAUGACCAAUUGCAUAGAAUGAUUAAACAAAAAACAAAUAAUCAACCAAUAUUUGAAUGGCGUUCUGUAACAAAUGAUUUGCUUCCAUUAAACAAAUGUGUAGCUGGACAUAGACGUGGUGGUCUACCAAUAUAUGUUGGUCGUGCUUAUCAUAAUUAUCAUUUAAUACCAGGUACAGUUUUACCAACAUACGAUUGUAUAUGUGUUCCGUAUAGUGGCUCUGCACAUUAUUAUACUUCAUAUGAAGUUCUAACUAAUCCAAAUGACUAUAAACUUCAAUGGAUUAUUUCAUCAAAUGGAAAUGUACCAAAAGGUGCAAUUAAAGGUGGUCAUGAAAGCAAUGGUGGAAUUUAUUACAUAGGUCGUGUAGCAUGUGGAGGUGCAUUUGAAAGUAUUGGAAAAGUUCAUCCAAGUCUAGAAGCCUUGUACGUUCCUUAUGGAUCUAAGGAAUGGUGUUUCGAAGAAUAUGAAGUACUUUGCUUGGAAACUGAGGUCUCUGACGAAGAUGAUAACUCUGAUCUAGAAGGGAAUGAUCAGAAGGAUCAGAUUGUUUCAGAUUUAUUGAGAAAUGGUCGUCAAGCAUUAUUUAAAUACGAAGACGAUACUAUCUCUGAAAUAUAUACCUAUGAAUCGACACGAGUACAGGAAGAGAGUCCAUUAUUAAAACUAAUUAAACAAGAUGUUGAAGAAACAUGGGACACACUAUUGUCACAAAGUCAACCGGAAAUCAUGUUAUUUUUUAAUAAAGUUAAAGAUGAGAAUUACAGUCAUUUUGAUAAUGUAUUAAGAAGAGUAGCAGAAUAUGGCACGACGUAUACAAAAUCAUCAUCAAUAUUAUCACUCGCGCUACAGAUGGUUAUUCACGGAUAUCGACGAUGA